Messenger RNA from Oncorhynchus keta (chum salmon), 2437 nucleotides. RefSeq names its product transmembrane protein 179B-like. The transcript is spliced from 5 exons. The coding region runs from base 344 to 1024 and encodes 226 amino acids. The record is from RefSeq and is a predicted model, not a curated record. NCBI's taxonomy places the organism in Eukaryota, Metazoa, Chordata, Actinopteri, Salmoniformes, Salmonidae.
GUCUCCAACAAGCCUCUAUUGCGCAUCUAGAAAUAGAGAAACCACCACAAUAUCCAUGUAAAAUUAUCUGAUGAGAUUAUCAUUCAAUUCUUCACACCAGGACAGGGCAGGUCAAAGAGUUGUUCUAGAUAGUUAUAGUUUGUAUUGGACAUUUCUCCCUCCGGAUGCAUGCACCGGUGGUUUUCAACUGUGUCGAAUGCGCGCCUCGGAGGGAGUUCCAGAACGCAGUUAUAAACGGUUGGAGCGCGUUCCGGUUGUCGGCUUGGUUCCGUCUGUCAGUCAGGCGGUCCGUUAGAUCCCGGAGAGAGAGAGAGAGAGAGGGGGCUUGAUUGAGUAGGGGACGAUGAUGGCAAUAGCGAAGAUACCGUGGCUACUUCUCCUCGAGAUGGGAUUGUACGCAAGUUGUUUCGUUUGUGGAAUCGUCACGGCAGCUUCUCUCACUAUCACACAGGGGAGUUUCAGUGGUCUCUGUAUCCUGUAUGGGACAGUACAUCACAACUCGUCAUCAGACUCCCUAUUGGUCCAGACCUCCAGCUCUCCCUCGCUCUGUUACUUUGUCUCUGCUAUCUCAGUAUGCGUAGCAGUGUUCUGUUUCUCUAUAUCACUGUACUGGAUAUAUACAUGCUGUCUGGAUGGAGGGGUUAACAGAGAGCGUCUAUGGCUCAACGUGACCCUGGUGGUGUGUGGCGUGUUUCUCUUCUUCCUCCUGGUGACGGGCUGUGUGUUGAAGAGAGGAAGAGACUCUCUGUGUGACUCUGUCCUACACGCUGUCCCCAACAUCACCAGCUGUGAAGAGGCUCAGUCUCGGACCUGGAUCAGUCCUUACACUGGAACACAGUUCUACACUGGACUGUACAACGCUGGGACUGCGGUGUGGGUGAACUUCUUUUUCUGGAUUCUGAUUGGCGUGCUGGUGGUGAUCCAGAGAGGUCAAGGGUCCGAGUUUAGAAUGACGGCGGCCGACCCCUUAGCCACGCCCUCUGAGACAGAACCUUUCUUCCCACGCCAGGCCCGGCCCCAGUGACUCAUAACCGUCUCGCCUUACGACCUGCUGGCUAGACACAUGUGGAUGUGUGCAAACACAUGACGGACACACACACACACACACACACACACACACACACACACACACACACACACACACACACACACACACACACACACACACACACACACACACACACACACUCUGUCUGACCUGUUAGUAGAGAAUGAAUUAACCUCACCCUAUGUAUGUUUGAGAGAGUCCUCCUCACACACACACACACACACACACACGCUCCUGCUCCUGGGGUCAGUGUCUAUGCGGAUCUCUGGUUCUGAGUACUGCGCCCCAGUGAAGAGAUGGCCUAGCUGAUUUAAGGCAGCAUCUGUCUCUUCAAGGAUAUAACAAUAAUAUACUAAUGGUAACAUGUAGAGCCACUGCAGCUUUCUCUGUGGUCUCUCCAUCCACAGUCCUUUCUCUGUGGUCACUCCAUCCACAGUCCUUUCUCUGUGAGUAUGAGGAGCUGGAGGAGGUCCCUCCAUCCACAGUCCUUUCUCUGUGGUCACUCCAUCCACAGUCCUUUCUCUGUGGUCACUCCAUCCACAGUCUCUGUGGUCACUCCAUCCACAGUCCUUUCUCUGUGGUCACUCCAUCCACAGUCUCUGUGGUCACUCCAUCCACAGUCCUUUCUCUGUGGUCUCUCCAUCCACAGUCUCUGUGGUCACUCCAUCCACAGUCCUUUCUCUGUGGUCACUCCAUCCACAGUCUCUGUGGUCCUCCAUCCACAGUCCUUUCUCUGUGGUCACUCCAUCCACAGUCCUUUCUCUGUGGUCACUCCAUCCACAGUCCUUUCUCUGUGGUCUCUCCAUCCACAGUCCUUUCUCUGUGGUCCCUCCAUCCACAGUCCUUUAUUCUGUGGUCACUCCAUCCACAGUCCUUUCUCUUCCUAUAUUCAGGGAGAUGUGUGUGUGUGUGUGUGUCGGUGUGUGUGUGUGACUGGCUGACAGGGACAUCAAUCUUCUCAGAUAAUAUCAGUGCUUUGCACUGUGUGUGUGUGUGUGUGUGUGUGUGUGUGUGUGUGUGUGUGUGUGUGUGUGUGUGUGUGUGUGUGUGUGUGUGUGUGUGUGUGUUUCCCACUACGGACCACUGCCAAACCAAGGCGACUGCACCACAGUCAGCUUUCAGCAAUGUCACACUGUCCUCCAGACAGACCUUAUAAUGCCUUACUGACCACUGACACAAAGCAACCAUUUUGUUACAGCGUUCCCUUUCUGCCUGCACUUACUUAGAUUGUUUUUACAAUUAUUAUUAAAAAGCAAAAACAUGUCAUUUUAGUUUGAGUGAAUGAAUUAUUGUUGCCAUUGCUGAUACUGUAUUGUUUAAUCUUUUUACAGAACUUUAUGAAAACAGGUAUCGACCAUCCAAUAAAAGAUACAUUUUUUUAUUUGUCAA